GGUCACAGUGCCAAAAGUUCCACUUUUUGGUUUGACGAACCCUCCCCCCAGUCUCUGGUCAGGCAAAGGGCCUGGUGUUCCAUGAUGAGGAUAGCAUAAAGCUGCUUUAUAUUCUAUUUCUAACUUGUACCUGUGGGAGAUUUUUUUAAGGUGUUGGCUUUUCUUAGCUGAAAUAUUUGAGAAUGUUUAAAAACUCCCUGGAGCUCAUGCACACACUACAGGUACAUGGAGUGACAUCGUAACAUGCAUUGUUACAUGCACAAUUAAUGAAAUUCAGUUUGCAGAGGAAACAUGUUAAGGUACCGUACAUGUAUGCACAGCUAUGGUACAUUAUACAAGUAACUGACUGAAGUUCAGAAUUUCCAAUGAGGUUGCAGGGUAUCCACGUGUCCAGGGAUGAGUCAUCACUCAUUAGCAUUACAGCUCUCUCCAUACACACUCACUCAAGGUUUAUUAAUAAACAUCAAGGGGUCUGUAUAGAGACUGGAAUAAGGAAACCUUGGCUUUCCUUACUGGUCUGAGCUUCCAUGCAUACAUGUACAUGUAUACAUGUACGUUUACAUACAUGUAUGUACCCCCUUCAACUUCAGUCUACUGAUCUUCUAGUGGCACUUGCAUGCACAUUGUUAGUAUUAUGUCAGUGAAGAAACACCUGUCUCUGUGGCUGAUAAAUGGGCUGCCAAUACUAUACUGCAGGUAGUGUGAGUUGGAUAGUGGUUGGCCGUCCAUGAAUGUGAAAACAUGGCUACUGGUGUGGCUAGCAACUCAAAGCUAGCAGUGCAUGAUGGGAAGAAUGAUAACUCACCUUCAACUACUGGCAACUCCGUGGAGGUGGUAGGUAGUGUCAAGCUGGAUGUAGCAUGUAAGAAGUCUGCAGGAUCCACGGAACAACAGGAUGAUAGUAGUUGUAACAGCAGUUUUGGUGGUGAUGGUUCCAUGGUGCAUUGUGGGCAGCCUACCAGUGAGAAAGAGGAUGUUGUCAAGGAUGACGCGACUCUGCCCAAUGGAGGUCAGGCUCAACACCAGACUGGAAGCACAUCCCACAAUAUCACUUCCUGUUAUUGUCCACAUGGGCCUCUCAACCAGCCAGGGCGCCCAAAUAUAAAUCCUCGGCCCAUUCCCCGAAAACCUCAGACCCGUGUGCUGCCACCAAAACUGCCUCCAAAACCGCCACAUUUGCUUCGACAGAGAUCUCCUAGCUCUGACAAUUUGAUGGGCAAUUCAAACCAUGACAAACAAGGACAGGGUAGAGAUAAGCGAUCCCAGAGUGUCAGUGUUGUCAAUGUUCAUAGCCCACCUUCCAGGGAAGACUUCUCAGAGACCAAAUUGUUCAAGCGGCCAGUUCCAACCCCGCGGAAAUCACUGCCAAACAUUUUUCCUGAUCGAACUCCCUCAGACAUGAAGAGCCUGGAGCAAGCCAGUGCACACUUAAAGGUGCAGAAACCAGACUCUGAAAUGACUGCUGCAGGCCCUGCACCUGAACCCCAGUCGCCAUUUGGACAAGGGGAAAUGCUCAGCCCAAGGUCUGAAAGAGCAAACAGCUCCCCAGUCCACAGGCGAGACAUUGUCAAGAAGAAUCCAAGCAGGAGCUCCAAGCCAACUCAGCAUGUUCGAGUGAGAGAGAGAGCAGCAAUAUUUGAGAAAAUGAUUGAGGUAGAGGCCAUCAGAAACCGUGAUUCUCAAUCCAGUGAGCCAAGGUCUAGGACUUCAUCAAGGGCAUCUGACUUCAAAGAAACAAGUGGGCGUAAAUUAUUGGAUGCCUCUGGCAAUGUCUGUGGAAGCAGUGAUCGGUACCAUCCCUAUGUUAAUAUACAGCUGCAUGAUGGCAUACUUCUGUCUGAGAAUAUCCCUCGAAUGAAGGAUGCAUUCGUGGAAGAUGAAACUCUUUCUGUGACAUCUGUGUCAUCAGAUGACUUAUUCAUGUUGCCACAGUCGAGUAUGGAAAAUCAACCUCACCGUCCUCCAUCGCCAAAUCUGUCAGAAGAUGAGUAUGCUGAGGAUUUGAAAGAUUGGAAGAGAAAAUCAAGCAACACUGAGGUUUUCCUUCGAAUUGAUAGUUCAUUCAAGGAGACUAAAGAAUCAAAUAUUUCACACAGAGGAGCAGCUGAUACAUAUGUCAUCACAACAGAUUCUGAUGCUGGGGAUUCAGAGUACACAGACAUUGUAAUUCCUGAUCCAGUUGUAUCACAGAACAAUCAGAAGUCAAACGUUCUUCAAAUUUCAAAUUCAAAGAAGGUUUUCAUUUCAAAGCCAACUCCAGAUACUCAAGACUUAACAGGUGUCAAUACAGACUCAGAAUCAGUUCUGGACUCAGAUAUACCACAGAUUUCAGACAGGGAGUCUGAUUAUACCGAUGUCAUUGUCCCAGAUUGCAGCACAUCCCAGGACUCUACAUCACCCAAAGUGGCCUUAGAUACAGCAGAACCUUCUGUCAGACAUGACAAGCCAAGGUUCAGUCUUCCUACUGAACAGAAGAGGACAUCAUAUGCCUCGGAGCUUGUGAGACAUGACAUGCUGUCACCUGAGCAUGCGCCUAGCUUGCCAAAGCCUUUUCAUGGUGUUAACAAGUACAGGAAUGUCACCCCACUGUUCUGUUUUCCACCCAGGCAAGCUGAGACCUGUGACACAGCUGAAAGCAGGAAUGACACUGAGUCAGCAAAAACGGGACCAGCUCAUAAACAUCAAGGUGACGUAAUUAGGAUGGAAACUGACCAGGAUCAGGAAGGAAUGCAAAUGAGAUUGACUGAUAACUUGCAAAGUUCUACCAAUCUCCCCCUGGGAAUGAAGUCCCAAAUGGAAGGGGAUGACCAACAACAAGCUGACAGAGUACUGGUCACUGAAGACACUGCAAUGGCUACAGAAACCUCCAACAUGUUGCCAGAGCCCUGCCAGCAAGACCAACACAGCAAGUCACAUCCAACUGUGAGCAGUGAAACACAAUAUGAAGUCUGGCUCCCUGACUCCAUUGACCCAAUCAGCUUAAAAAAGCAAGAUGGAGUUGGAAACGUUUCCCCUAUGAUCAACAGUGACGUUUGUGGGUCACAGAUUGAAAAGUCGCAGGUUGCUGAACUGUAUGAAAAACGAUCACAGGAGUUACCAGAUAUAGAAGGCAGUGGUGAUGGUGAUGGAUCAGACAUGCUGUGCAAUCGAUCCAGGCGUCAACGCUUGGCAGUCAAAAAAAGAGAAUCAAAUUCUGCAGGCCAUGGACAGAAUAAAUGGCAGUACAAAUCAGCCCCAGCAUCUCUAGGGGGUUUAGAGCGACAAGAGGCCAUCACAGAGCUGCAUCUUCCUCCAGAGCUUUCCUGCCAAGCAGAUGGUAAUAAGAGACAUUCACAAGAGAGCUCAGGUGGCAGCACUAUAUCAUCUCUCAUUAGCAAUGUCUCAAUAGGGGAUACUGAUCAGCUGUCCUCAGAUGAGGAAGACUAUGACGAUGUCCAUGUGCCGUCCUCGGAUGUCUCUGAUGCUGAUGUCCCACGGUUGCCUCCACUGACAGAACCUAGAGACAGAGAGGUUGUGGGAGAAGAUGCAAGGCCACAACUUUGUAAAGAUGUUAGAAACCAUGGCGCUUACUCAACUCUGUACGAGGUCCGUUGCAGCAAGCCAGUGCAAGAGGAAGACAGUGAUGUUCUCCUUCAUGGAGAUAGUGAGGAUGAGGAUGCAAGCAAAAAAGAUGAAGAAGAUGAUGAGAAAGAUGAUCAGGUACCUAUUGAGAUUGAGAUGCAGCCCAUGAGAACAAAAUUCUCUCACUCCCCGGAAAAAGAGACCAGGCGCAAGGCUUUUGAGUUUCACAUCCCACUGUUUCUUAGAAAGAGCAGCUCAAUUGAGUCUACCAUGUCAGCACCAAAUGGUGAAGAACGAAGCAGCCACUCUCUGACUAUCCACAGUGAGGACAGUGACAUGAGCAGUGAUUAUCUUGAUGAGGUACCUCCCAUUUCAGGCACACUUAAUGCAAAGUACAGAUGUGACAACAGAAGAGACUCCAGCACCUCACAUGAGCUGUCCGAAGAUGGACUUUCUAGUGAGUCUGAGCACAGGGUGUCAAUGGACUCCCUGAAUCUGAGUGUGCAGUCUGAGCUCCAAGCUAGCCUCCGCAGGAGAGGGAGAAAGAACAUCGAGUGUGGUCGGCCCUUCUCAGAAUAUGAUCGUCCGGUCUCCAGCGUGUUAACAGAGUAUGACAGGCCAGCAUCCGACUUGUCAACAGAGUACGACAGGCCAGUUUCGAGUACCUCUGCAGAUUACAUCGGUGUCUUGGAUAGUUUUCACAAGGAUGGCAAGAAAAAUGAAGACAGUGAAGGUUUCUCCUUCACUUGGACUUUGGACCACAGUCAAGAAGGGACACAGCAAGAUGACAGUUAUCGUCCCAAAAGUGAAGAGCUGCCUCAGACAACACCAGCUAAGUACGCCUUGCCCCGGAAAGCCAGUCACUCCACCCAGCCUGUACCUGUCCUACCAGUGCCCCCAAAGGCCCUAAAGCCACCCAAGGUGCCCCGCCCCUACAGUGAACCCAGCCUCAAAAAGUCCAAGAGGAACAGUCUGGUCAAGAAUCUUCUAGUACCAAGCAAGGAGGAGAUAACUGAGCAGUUUUGUAAGAUAUCAAGACAGCGGUCACGCUUUGUGUCUCAAGAACCCCUGUUCCAGCUUUACCAGGAAGACGCCCGCAGCCGGGACUCCUACCUUCGCCUCAUGAACAUCUCCUCUCUGGAGGCUCUGACAAAGUUCCUGGAGAACCAGGAAGCCCUUAAGAAGGAGAAACGGGAGAGCCUGCCCAUCCCAAUCCCUUCUCAGCAGCCAGAGUAUCGCGUCCUGAUCCCUGAUGAGGAGGUAUACUGUUACCAAUCGGCAGAACAGUGCAGAUUAGAGGAAGCUGAUAAAGAUAGGUCCAAGUUGGAAGACGCUAAUCGCUGUACCUCCCGAUCACGGGGUGAGCUUGGUGAAGCUAUCUACCAGUCGGCAGAGCCUGUUUAUGAACCUCCUGGUGAGCUGUACUAUGACACAGGCAACCUCUUGCAGAACAAUACCAUAUAUGAGCCAGGGAGCCUGGGAAGCUCAACAGGAGAUGGGUCUGGUGGAAGCAGUUCAGAUGUGGACAUACCGAAGCCCUAUGGACUGAUGCAGCUCAAGAGUGGGGCCAGUGCAGUCCGACGAUCCUUCUGGAGUGAGCUGCCAGAGGUCAUUAAUAGCGGAUUGCUGGAGCAGAUGACAUCAGAGGAGAAGAGACUCCAAGAGGCGCUGUUUGAAGUCAUCACCUCGGAAGCUUCCUACCUCCGCAGUCUCAAUUUGGUUGUGGAACAUUUUCUGGAAGCCAUCACCCUACAGCCUCCAACAGGCUUACUAAACAAGGUCCAACAUCAUCGUCUGUUCUCCAACAUCAAGGGUGUACGAGAUGCCAGUGAGAGGUUAUUGUUAGAUCUUGAAGAACGACAGCAGGAUAGCAUCAUCAUCACUGAUGUUUGUGAUAUCCUCCUGCAACACUUUGAAAAAGGUGGUUUCAACUGUUAUAUUGUGUACUGUGCCAAUAACCAGUACCAGGUCAAGACUCUGGAGGAACUUAGGAAAAAUCCAUCAUUUGUGGAAGUGUUGAAGCUCCUUGAGAGCAGUCCUGCAUGCUGUAGUCUGGAUCUCCAGUCAUUCCUUAUGCUGCCAUUCCAAAGAAUUACCAGACUGCCAUUACUGAUAGAGGCUAUUCGUCAGCAGGCAAAGAUUGACAGCCCUCUACAUUCCACAGCCAUAGAUGCUGUAAAAGCAUUGCGAAAUAUGGCAGAAAAAUGUAAUGAGGAGGCUAAGAGAAUGGAGAUGAUUGAAGAAGUAACACAGCUAGCCAAUCAGCUGGACUUCAGGGAAGGAGUCAAGAAAAUGAACCUGUCCCAGACCACCUCUAUUGUCAAGAGAGGGCACCUCCACAUCAUCAAGAAAGACAACAAGAUACUCAAUCGAGGCAAACUGAUUGCAAAAGGCAUUUACAUCAUUGUUUUCACAGACAAAGUAGCUAUCUGCAAGCAGAGGAUGAAGGGUGAGCAGUUGAAAUAUGAAGUCUUUGACUGGUGCCCAAGGAAUCUCGUCCAGGUGGACUCUGUAGUGGACCCACAGCAGCACCCUAAGCUGCCAGAUGGCGUACCAAGCAACUGCAAGCAUGUUUUCAUCAUUUCAUUCCUACAGAACAACCAGAAGAAGGAGGUGGAGUUUGCUGUGGAUGCCAACUCAGAGGCAGAGAGGGAACGAUGGAUGGAUGCCAUGCACCCUGCGAAGCGGACUGAGGAUGGGGAGACCAUUUAUGAAUCUUGGGGUUAGUCUAAUGAUGCAACCAGGUUACUGUACUGUGACUUCUGUGAAGGGAUUGUACAGUACAUUGCAUUUGAAAGUUAACGUUGCGAAAAGGAAUGGGAAAAAUGUGAAAGGAAUUCACAUUUCAGAUUUUGACCACAACUUUCCGCCCUGCGAAUUCACAGUGAAUCGGAUGCAAAAGGGGCAAACGACAUGCGAACACAGUUUAAAAAUCAUGCAAAAGUGGUGCGAAUUUUUGCGAACAGGGUGUGAAACAUUUGUGAAAACAUUGAGAAAAAACAGUGUGCAAAAACAGUCUGAAAGUUUUGCGAAAGUGGUGCGAAAGGUUCCGAAAAUUAUGCAGAAACUUGCCAAAACGAGAAGCAUGGUGCAGCGAAAUGCUCCACACUGGCCCCAAGCGCACGGCUAUUACGCAGUGAAGAGUCCAUUACGCAGGCUGCUCUGCGCUUGGGGCAGGCCGGGGCCAUCUCACCACGUGGAGUGUGGUGUGGUAGUCUAGCAGCGAUACACGCACUCGGCCGAGCCAUCCGGUCCAUGCAGCUCGAACUCGAGCACGUGCUCACCACGGCAAGCCGUGCUCGCGUGGCGCACUUGUUU
Messenger RNA from Acanthaster planci (crown-of-thorns starfish), 6879 nucleotides. RefSeq lists its product as uncharacterized. NCBI's taxonomy places the organism in Eukaryota, Metazoa, Echinodermata, Asteroidea, Valvatida, Acanthasteridae. The record is from RefSeq and is a predicted model, not a curated record.